Molecule: messenger RNA, 336 nt
Organism: Paramecium primaurelia
Lineage: Eukaryota; Ciliophora; Oligohymenophorea; Peniculida; Parameciidae
Source: the annotation of a GenBank genome assembly
AUGCCAAAUCAUUUCAAUUUAAAUAAUGCUAACUCAAAACAAUCUAAUUAUUUUAGCCUAAUGUAUGAUAUAUUACAACUAUUACAUUUUUCAAGAAGAAUUCCUAAUUUAUAACUGAUUCCAUUAAUUAUACAAUAAUUAUAUCCUUCUAAUCUCCUAUCCUAACCAAAAUAAUUACAGAAAUUAAAAAUUCAUUAAGGUUGUAUCUUCUGCUUACUAAUAUGUCGUAAUUGUGAAAAUAUAAUCCUUUCUGGAAAUUUAGAUUUUACUUUCAAAUUUUGGUCUUAACAUUCUAAAAGGUCCUGCUAGUAAACUAUUAAUUCAGAAACUGCAUGA